Molecule: messenger RNA, 1430 nt
Organism: Scatophagus argus
Lineage: Eukaryota; Metazoa; Chordata; Actinopteri; Scatophagidae
Gene: abraxas1
Product: abraxas 1, BRCA1 A complex subunit
Exons: 9
Coding region: 66-1166 (366 amino acids)
Biological process (GO): attachment of spindle microtubules to kinetochore; mitotic spindle assembly; protein K63-linked deubiquitination
Cellular component (GO): nucleus
Molecular function (GO): microtubule binding; polyubiquitin modification-dependent protein binding
Source: RefSeq, a predicted model, not a curated record
AACGCAGACGCGCACUGCGGUCACGUGGCGCUCCGGUGACGCUCCUGAUUGGCUGUUGGGAGUCAAUGGGCAGCAUGGCGGAGCCGUCCGUCCGUGUGUCCGGUAUUGUUUUAUCUUCUCUGAUGUUCCAGCAUGUUCACAGUGAUUCAGACGUGGAAGGUCUCAUCCUCGGGGAGAGUAAAUUCGAAGAGCAGAUCACCAUCAGUGACUCUCAGUCAGACCACAUUCACAUCGAGGAGAUUUACAAUGUCCAAAAGCACGUGGCCUGCCACAGACUGAACCACUUUUACGACAGCGUAGGAGAGGUGAACGUGGACACACUGAAGAAGAUCCUGGGAGACAAUAAGCAGGACAGCGUGAUUGGUUGGUACCGACAGCGCAGGAACACGGAUCUGCAGAUGACCUUUAGGGAAAAGCUGGUCCACGAGAAGCUGAAGAGCGCUCUGUCCAACCCUCACAUGAUCUUUGUGCUGCUAGCGCCCAGCAAGCUGACGCCUCCGGGCUCGACUCACAGGGUGGAGUUCGCCGCCUUCAUCUCCCGCAGCAGGCAGUUCAUGAACGUCCCCGUGCUGGUCAACAACCUGGGUUUGCUGGAGCAGCUGGCUUACUGGAAGGUGUCGGCUCCGUGCUCGGCGGCAGGUUAUAACCUCACUAUGAAGAAACACAGCUCCAAAUUCUUCUCGUCCAACGGGCUGCUGAGAGAAGUCAACGAAGUGAACAGGAUGAACGACUCGCUGCAGUCUGAGCUGCAGAAAGCCUGCAGGGACGUGGAGGAGAGCGAACGCCUGGUUGAGACGCUGCAGGCUGAUGUCUCAGCUCUCAGGAGGAGACUCAGUGAGAAGAAGCAGAGCGAAGCAGGAAAAGAGUCAGACGACGAUCCGCCCGAGCAGAAGAACCUGCUGCUCUGCGAGGCCGUCAGAGUUCUGUUCGCCAGCUCUCCACUCUUCACCACUCAGACGUUAACCCUCGACGCAUUUCCUGUUCCUGAUGUCUGCUGCGGCGCUGAGCAGGACGUGGACGUCUCCAUGGCGACAGCGAUCCGCUCGGACACGACAGACUCUCAGGAAACUCCCUCCUCGCUGCACCCGAGCAGGACAAACUGUCGGAAGAGGCCGACAGAAAUGCAGCCGGUGAGGGAGAGGAAACGCAGGAAGAGCAGCUCGUGAUGUUUUCGUUGGGUGCGAAGUGAGCGUGAAACUGAUUUUAAUGUCACUGAACGCAGUUUGAAUUUCACGGUUCAGUCACAUGAAAUGUUUGGAGGUAUAUCAAGAUGUUCUUUUCUCAGCUCUGUGAAGCUGCCAGCUAAAUGCUAACCUGCUGUUGUUUAGGUUGUGCAGGUAUAGCAUGUUAGCAUGUUAACAUUAGCUGAUUAAGAAUAACAGAACAGUAAAAUUGUGAAUAACAAUAAUAAACACAAUAAAACAUGCUAA